UGACAAGCACAAAAUGAAAUAGGAACAUGCGUAGCAUCUUGCAGACACCUCCGAAGGAGAUAGUUACAACGCCAACAACAUUUACAAAUUUGCCCGCCGCUUAAGUUUGUUAUGGCGUCUGAAUCCGUUGAAGGUGAUCGCUACAAAUGAUGAAAUCAAAGAAAUAAAUCAAUUACAUUAUGCAAAUAAAGUUUUAGAUGUCUAUAAGUGAGGGAUGGACUUUAUUGGUGCAGUUGAAAUUGCCAAUCAUCUUCUUGAAAGGUUUGGAGUUGAGAAAAAAAUUAAGGAUAUAAGUGACUGUGAUGAGGGGUUUUUCAUUUUACUUUAUGAAGCACUGACUGGAGAGCUUCCAGAAGGAAUCAAACAAAAUGCAACAAAGAAACAAGAGAAGAUCAGAAAUUGUCAACUCAUCAUUGAUGCUCUUUCUAAAGAAGUACUUGAGACAGACCUUUCACAUAUUGAGGCUGCUGACAUCAUAAAUGGCAAUAUUGCAACUAUAGGAAAUCUGCUAGAAAUUUUUAUGCGGCUUCUUGAGUAUAUCUUGCAAGAAUUAGAAAAAGAUGAUGAAAGUAUAGAAAUAGAUGAUGGGCAAUCAGAAGAAAAUGAUUCAAAUUUGUUGUCAAGUGAUCAUGAAAUAUUGUCAGAUGUUAUUCAACAAGAGUUUGGAGAUGAAGAAAAAAAUGAAAAAUAUCGCUCUAGAAAAGGCUCAGCUAAGAUUAUGGAAAAGUAUCUUAUGCCAACAGAGCAACCAACACAUGAAACAGAUGAAGAGAAUCCAUCAGUCCAUGAUUUCACUCAAGACAGUCUUGACCAACCAGAGCAUGGUGGAGGCUACAUCAAGAGUUUGGGUCGUUCUAAAGCUAAUUGUACUUUUCAAAUUCAGCCAUUUGCAUAUGUAUCAUCUGCAGGAUCAGAUUGUACAGAAGAACUUGCCAGAGAGGCUGAAGAUUAUAGCAAACAUGCCAGGAAAAAGGACAUCCAUAGUGUUUCAACCAGCAAGCUGAAUAGAAAUCCUGACGAGAAAAUACCGAAUGAGAACCUAAGGAACACUGAUCCAGUGUUAUUGACCAGUUUUUCAAAGAUGAAGCAUCCAAGAAAUGAGUCUCUUAAAAGCUCAAUGUCAAGUGCAAGUUGGCCUAGUAUUCUUUCUACCAAUGAGCUGAAUGGAAAAGACAUGGACACUCCAUAUAAGGAAGUCGGGGUUCGCCCACGUGAACCUUUUCCUUUUGAAACCGAAGGUACUGGAAGUCAACGACCAGUUUCUGUGAAUCAUCGCCACGAACAUUAUCAUUACUACCAUCAGAAAACUCGCGAUAAUCUGGGAAAGAAAUCAGAAGAUGAGUUGAAAUCUGCUAGAAGUAACCAAAAAGGAGAUCGCGUUUCUGAUAUUGUAGGUGAAAGCAAAUCAGCUCGCGAAGAAAAAGAGCUAUCUUGGAAAAGGCACAGUCAUAAAGCAACGCCCAUCCAUGAUCAGGUCGACAAUACAGAAAUUCACCCUCCAAGCAGGCAGCAUGUCAGCUCCGUGCAAAAUAACACUCAGCAGAAACAUCAAGUUUCGUCUCAAAAGGACGAACAGCCCACGAGAAUGCGAUCGGUUCAUACAUCGGUUUCUGAUAUGCCUUAUGUAAAUGAAGAUGAGGAAAAACUACCAAGCUCUUAUCAAGCUGCUACAGAAGAUCGAUCGUCGGUCUCCGAGCUUAAUGAGCUACUCAAUUUGAAGGCGGGCAGAUGCAAUGAGGCAGAGGCAACAGCCAGGCCAAAGCCCGAAACACUAAGAGAACUCGAUAAAAAACUUGAGGAGGUUCGUGCUGCAGUUAGAAUGUUGGAACAUAGCGAGCAUUUACCUUCUGAUCCGAACACCGUGAAUAUCAAAUCACUGCGAAAGUAUUUGGUGGAUGACGCCAGAAGGUUUCCCUCUGGAUUGAUUGACGAAGUUCUCUCUGAGGAGGCAAAUGAUUCUAUUUGUAGUGACAGUGAAUUCGACUAUGGAAACAUCCAUCACCAAGCGACCCAGUCGGAGUAUGAUGGGGCACUUUCAGUUACUAGGAGGGGUAAAGCUGGGCACCAUCGAAAGAUUUCAUCCAAGCAUUUCAGCAAGGAGAAAGAUGAUGUCCAUGGAGUCCUGACACCUGAAAACAGACAACGAAAAAAGAAGGUCCAGUUUACAGAUCACCUUAUUGAAAGCAGGGACGAGAGGCUCGAACGUCUUGUCAAAGCAUUGAAAGAGGAAGAUCAAGAAAACGAGGAUAUGAUUGCCUCAGUAAAAAAUAGAUACUCGAAGAGUCUGGUGGAAGCUCAGAAAGGACAGAAAAAUAAACUGAAAAAAGACGCAGAGAAGCCUUUUCCUAGAAUGGAAAGCAUGACCCCACAAAGCACGAAUCACUGCGCAAGUAGAUUGGCCAGGAUUUAUGGACAACGUGCUCGCAAGCCGACGAGAGAUGUUAGCAAGCAGAGAAAAAGAAGUGCAUCUAGCAGCCCUGUUGCAAAGAGCCGCAGAAAAGGAAGAUUGGUGGUUGAAGAGGAAGACAUUCUCCCAUUAAUGAAAGAGGAGUUCCCUCAUUUAUAUCUGUCUCCAGUUACUGCAAGACUGAUGUGGCAGAAACAAAUGAGGCAGAUUUCCAACCUCACGAAAGCAGCUCAUCUCAGAAAGCCGACUGUAAUUCAAAGACAUAUUGAAGAAUCAAAACGAAAACAAGAAGCUCUAGUGGAAAUCAUGAAAAAAGAACUGGAACAUAAUCGGAGACAGAAAGAGGCUAAGGAAAAGUCAAGGGAGCAGCGGCAAGUUAAAAACAAGCUCAGAGAAAGGCGACUGGCCUCUGCGAGGGCACGUAGAUAUUACGAUGAUUAUCAAGUUCGUAUGCGUGCACGGAUGCUGAAAAGGCGCACGAAGGAGGAAAAGAUAUUCAAGCAAUUGUUUGAGGACGCUCUGGAAAUUCAAAAGCAAAGAGUGAGAGAGAUUCGAUCGUAUGCUAAAGAGCAGAGAGCUGUGGACACCCAGCGGAAACAGAAUGAGUUAGAUUCGAUUGAAAAUUUCUAUCGUGAUCAAUUUUCAAUGAUGGCAGAGGCAGUGGCGAGAGAACGCUACGAAAUACAAGUGCGGGAAAAGGCCCAAGCAAAGGUGGUUGAUAACAUGCGAAAAGGAAUACGACAGCGCAUGGAAAACGAUAUAAAGUGUUUGCAAGACGAACUAGUAAAAGAUGAAGACUCGGCCUACUUCCGUCAACUGGAUGCAGAGCACCUACGAAAAGAGCUACAGCUUGCUACUUACAAGAUGCGUAUGUAAACACACAACUCCUUAUCCAAUUAACUGAAUAUUCUUCUAGUUAAUUAGCCCUCAAUUGGUAAUGCUAUUAUUGCAAGUCCUAACACACAUAACGCAUAUCUAAAGCUUAGCCAUCGAAAUAUGCGUGAGAACCUAAGAUUGCUCGAAGAUCAGUAAACUUUUAUGGCAAGAUCCCGACUAUAAAAGCAAUUGCUAAGGUAGCUAUAGCGAAAUUAUAUUGCGCUUUUAGCUUGGAAAAAAUACACUGAUGUAGUGUAAAAAAGAUUGCAACUGGUAAUGUCGAUGGUUUUUAUAUUUCCAAUGCACAAAGUUUAGUGCAGUUUUAGUUGAAAAAAGGACGGAGUUUUUCUUGCGAUGCAGUAUAAUGAAGAUUGUCUGAUUGAGCAAUGAAAUCUGGCGGCAAAGUAAACAACAUUACUUUUUUAUCUCUUAAGGAUUGCAAAGCCUAAAAUUUGUGGUUAAGGCGAUUUGUUAGUUUAUUUCUUUGAAUUUUCCUUUAUGGAACUUGAUUACUAUGUUGUCUCGGAUAAAACUUCGUCUUCAGAUCAGAAAAUACUUGCUGCUGUAGCAAAAGGCUAUCCUCCAACGUAAUAAUGCAAAUUUGGACCUUAAUGCCUAACUUCUGUAUACGAAAUUGAAGUUUAUCUUCCAAAGCUAACAUUGUAUGCCAAAAUAUGAGGCCUUCAAACGGCCAAAUAACCUCUGUGAGGCUAUCAAGCAAAGUCCCCAUUCCAGCAAUCGGUUUUGUUCGUGUUUUCAGAAAGCUUUUCGAACCCUUUUGGCAUUGUCCGUCGAAGUGAUGAGCCACAAUGACUCGCUACUCAAGUUAUUUUGCCCAACUAUAGAAAGCUCUUCACCUUAUUCCAUUGUGCAGUCAGGGAAGCCGAGUAAACAAAGUCUAUGUAGCUUAUUUAUAGAGACAUACUGGUUCAUUAGCAGUUUUUGUAUUCAACGACGCCAAGUUGCUGUACGUUGAUCAUAUUAUCCCCUAGCUUGUAGACAAUCUGCUGUAAAGUUGUUAAGCGCGCUUGCUAUUCCCAAAGAAACAUAACUAUUUUUUAAGCUUCGAAUUGCGGUAUUUCUGCUGACAGCGGCGCCUGUAAAUCUUGCUGGUAUAAGUGAAAACAGAAAUGGAAGCAGUUUUAGUGUGAAUAAGAAAGACAUGAUCUGUUUUCAGGGAAUUAUCUCUCAUUAAAAGCCAGGUAUGGAAACUAUAUCCACCGCUCCUCAGGCUUGAACACAAAGAAACAACAACAUUUGAAUUAAGCGAGGACUGUAUCUAUCCAAAAUAUUCAGCUGCUAACCGGCCUACAUUUUACUAUCAGCAAAAACACGUGCAUCAAGUAUGACAUUGCCUCCCCCUAUGCUAAGAGUGUCAUACUGGCAUGCUGCCAAGCUUACGCAGGGUAACUUCGCACGCCUAUGCUCGAUGCUCCCUAGCGCUCCGCCACACCAAGUCAAUAGCAUUUGGUUAUGCCGCAAGGUCUUCGUACGACUAUUAGCCUUCAAGUAUUUGUAAUACAGUUCUAAAUCAAGAUAAUCAUGCCUGGAAUGUAUGCAGUAAGCGUCUUUUAGGACUUAAUAAUCGUUCUGAAAUACAACGAUUGAAUCAAAUUCUCGUUUUCUUUUUAAAAUCUUUUGUGUGCAAGUAUUAGCAUGAUUUUGAGCUAUAAUCUAACAAUUUGUGCCUUUAUUUUUAUGUUUACGUUUUCACUACAAAAGUUUCAUGCCAUAUUUAACACCUAUCCUUGUAAAUCAUUUAAUACCAAGUUUACACGAUGUCCAUGUCUCAGGGUAAACAGAAAGACGAUGCGGUAUGAAUUUUUAUACCGUACGCCACGCCUUUUGAGACAGUUUUUCGUCGUACUCAUUUGACUGCAGUAUCACGUAAACGGUGUGCAAGCCAAAGAUACUGGAUAAUAGUGGCGUAUCUACAACCAAAUCGUCGAUUUCCGCUUGCGCAUGCAUUCAGUCACAUUCGCUUGAUGAUGAAGAAAGUGAAGUGAAUAUCCUGUACUGGUUUUCCUGUAAAAGCACUUCUUUGUUAUCUGUCAACAGCACUUAUUGUUUCUUUUUCUCUCUACGAAUGUGAUUUUCAAACAGGCUUGAUCUUGAAGAUCAACACAAAGAUGCCUUGUUUUUUAAAGAAACUACAGUAGUAAAACUACCUUCCUCCUUAGCAGCAGACAUGUUCCUCGAAAGCACCAAAAAGCUCCCUUGCUGCCGAUAAAUAUCUUCAUGAAUUUUCCUCAUCAUUUGAAAAAAUCAUCUUCAUAGGCAAAAAUAUUUUUCUUUAAAACAUCAAAAAGAUUUUCAUUGAUGAAUGUACAGAUACUUGCUAAAUGUAGAAGACAAUUAUUGCUGAUGUUGAAGACAUCUUGCCAAUAAAGAAAGAUUUUUGUAAAGAAAGACAUAGGCAAAAAUAUUUUUCUUUAAAACAUCAAAAAGCUGCCUCAAUACCGAAUGAAUCUUCCCAUUUUUCAUCUAUAAUUUUCCACAUAGGUACCAAAAUCCCUCAACCUGAAAAUUUGGCGAAAAUUUCCCUCAACAGGAACAAGAGUCUCCAUAGCUACGUAGCCUCCUUCAUCGGCCAUAAUUAUUUGUCACAAGCAACAAAAACCUUUAUCAGCAACCAAUGAAUUUUUCAUUCCUAAAAGAUAUCUUCUUCAUUGGAAACAAAAACUUUCUUUUUUGGAAACUGGAAUCUUCUACGCUGGAGGGAAAAGCCUUCUUCGUUAGGAAGAAACAACUUGAUUGGCACAGAAAAAUAUUCAUUGUCAACAAAAAUGUUCUUCAUUAGCAAUGAAUAUAUUCUUAAAUUGCAAGAAGUAUCACCUUUAUCGACCACAAAACAUCAAGACUAGCAACAAAUUUUAUCUACGUUGGCAACAAAUAUAUUUUCCAUUGCAAAAAUAUUUCUUUAUUGGCAAGAAAAGUCUUCAACAUCAGCAAUAAUUCUCGUACAUUCAGCAAGUAUCAUCAAUGUACAUUCAUCAAUGAAAAUCUUCUUCGUUAGCUGCAUUAUCAACAAAAAUUGUCUGCUUUGGCGACGAAUAUAUUUUCCAUUGGCAAGAAAUAUCUUAUUCUAUGGAAUAUAUAUCCGUUUUAUCGUCAACAAGUAUCUUCUUCGUUGGAAAUAAAAGUUUCUUACGUCUAUCUUGAAUAAGCUUCGUCACUAAUACGAAGUCCUUAAUUUUUCUUAUUUUCAAAAUGCAUAUCAGUCACAUGAAUAAAUUUUCUCAAUGAAACACAAACUUUCAAUAUGAUUCCAAAUAGUCUGAUUGAUGAAGUAUUUUCAAGGCAUCACUUUCAAGUGUUUAAUUAUUCCAUUCUCCGAGGUUUCCCUUUGAAGAAAAUUUACCACAUAUCACUUUCACAAGUACAUAGGUGCUCAUAUCUUCGCAUUUCUGCUAGUGCCGUAAAAUGUCAUGUGCUUCUUUAGAAUCCCAACGUCAUAAAGAUCUAUGUUUAGAAUUUUGGCAACAUGAUCUGAGCAUUAUGAAAUGCAAAAACGGUUAAAUGUGUUACAUAUUGGUUGAGAUAUGGUCACAUAACUACAGGCUCAUUCCCCAUCAAAUCACAGUGCUUUGGACGUGGCUAUGAAAUCUAUGACCCGUCCAAAUCCAACAAUUCAAAAAACUCUAUACACUGACUCUACACUUUUAUAGGUAUUUCAUGGUAAUCUUUGGGUUUAUAGGGUUUAUGACAUCACAAUUCAGAACUCUGUAUGGAUUAGACUGGUUCGAUCUAUUGUCAAAGUGAUUACAGCUCUCUGUGAUGAAGGAGAGCAAGGCAGAGAGAUAACGUGUACCCACAGGCAUUGGGUGUUGCUCAACUUUCUUUAUAUUGUUUACAAUCCUGACUUUACAGUGUCCUUUCCUUGGGUGUUCUUAGACUCUAAUAUUUUAGUAUGGUUAUUCAUUGGUUGCCAUGCUUUCAUUCUCAAUUCACAUUAUCCUUCUUAAGAUUUUAGUAGUACCUUUAGAUAAUGAGGUAUGUUUUUUUGCUCCACGAAAAUUUGUAUGAAGCAUUCAGAAGUUGUUUUCCUUCAUACGAAUAAGUAUGUAGCUCUGCGGUGGUCAAGAAUUUGUUUAUCAAAGGAGACUAUAAAAAGGCUUUACAAAGCAACUGAAUAGACCAUUGACCGACGUACAAAGUUUAUUACGUCACAAAAACAAAGCAUUGGCAAAUCUAUAUAGCAACAAAAUGAUUUUCUAACGGUAAAUCAUUCAACUCUAUACAACAACGAUUUCACUGUUGUUGCCGCGCUUAACGUCCACAAUAAGAACUCCAAAACAAUGCCUUUGAAACAGAAACAGACAGUUUACUGUUGUUGCAACAAACGAUAUUUAUAGCAAGAUCCCUGACCUUAGACCCAAAGCUAAUUAGAUACUUCCUAAACACUAUAUUAGCCCAAGAAGAAAGCUGUUUGAUCAAGCCAACAGCGAAAUUCUUAUUUCGAAAAGUGGUUUUUAGGAAUAAAUGAUAUAUUCCACAAAUUUGAUAUUUAUUAAUAGUACUCAAAUUUGGCACGUUUAUCGCUUUUUAAGUAGCAAUAGGCCGCGGUUUUUCUUCUUGUGACAUUCCUGAAAUUUCACUUUUACCCACUGAUGAUAUCAAUGACCUUGAAGGAGACUUGGUUACCCAACAACGAGGAUAGUAUUUCUAUACAUUGGUUGGCUUUACAUCGUUUUUAUCAGUUAGGUGAUAUCUAAGUGACGUCAUCAUCUGCAUACUUUUGUAUCCUGCCAAUCCUCUGAGGAAAAAAGCAUUAUAUUCUAAUCCCAGCAACCACAUUUUUAGCAUGGAAUCGAGAUAAAAGAUAAGAUAGAUACUUCACGUCAUAGGUUUCAAGUUCCCUCUAAAAUCUAAACGAUGUGUUACUUGGAAGAAAAAAAUUCUAUCGAUGUGGCUCGAGCCGCUUUAUCAGUUCAAUCCCGUUAAAGUUUUUUUUUGGUUUCGUCACUGUCUCUCUUCCAUUCAAAGUCUGAUUUCAUGCAAGUGUUUGACUUUGGCGAAUAGCCACUUUAAAACUGCUUUUCGUUGUUAUAACCUUAUUUGCCAUUAAUCUGGAAAAAAGGUUUAUCUCUAAUCUUCAGUUUUAUAGGUUUAAGUUUUUGAAACUUUUUCGUGGCUUAAUGGAGUUGGGCAGGAAACCAACAGCUCUUUCGAAAAUUAUUUCGCCUCACCCCUUGCCCCUUUUCACUACUGUUAAAUAGAAGCAUAUUCAAGCCUCGCAUCCAUAGGAUCUAUGAUAUCACAUCACUAAACAGCACCAAAUAUCACAGGCUUACGUUGGUAACUUCUUCAAUCACGCUUGCUUUUGUGACCGAACAAUUUUAUUAUCCAAAGACUAACCAGAUUUUCACAACAGAAGUAAUCAGUUGAAAUUUUGCUUCUUGGACAAUUCAAGCAUUCCUAAGCCUGUAGCGUAGAAAACAUCUGCCGUUAGGAAGGAUUCAGUUUACUAGAAAGGCCCUUUUAAAAAACUGGUUGUAGAAACUCACGAUGAUCUUUCUUUGUCUGGUUCAGAUACGAUACGGGAGGUGGAUGACGUGAUAGACUUGUUAAUCUAUGUCGUAUCAAUCCAAAGUUGUCUACCAAGAUAACAAUUUACAAUUUUAAAUGCUGACAAAAUCUUCUCUGAUGCUUCAUUUGUUUCCGUUUUAACUAAACGAUUUCCUUUUCUUCAGAGACCAAGCCUGAAGAUAACGCCACAAUAUUUCAUAGCUCUGCUAGGAUCAGCUCAAAAUAUAUGUUAAGAAGAUGCUUUUAGAAAAGCUCCUUUUUGGGGAGUUGUUUCAGUGUUGAGUCUGCCACAUUUGCCAAUUGAAAAUUUAUAUUUAUAAAUAUAAAGCCAAAACUUUCAUCGAUGUAGAAGUUGGGGCAUAUCUUAUCAAAAUCACUAUGUAAUGUUCCCUGAGCUACGUAGAUAAGCUUUUAAAUUUGCAUCUUUGCUUUGGGCAGUCCAAAUAUUUCGUUUUUUGACCAGUAAUAUUUCAUGUCUUUGUACGUGUUGAUAAGUGACGUACCUCUCGGCUGCAACCUUACCGAGUAUGUAUCUUAUAGAUGUAAACGAAAAUUCCUGGUGUCUUUGUAAGAAGCUAGCAACUAGUAGAAAUGGUUUCAUUUCAAUUGCAUGCACUAGGAAAGGAUCACGAUUUUGGUAAAAUGCUCUAUCGCUUGGGUAAGUCAGGUGCAUCUAAACUGAAUUAACUACUUUUAGGGGGUUACCUGAUACAUUCACCUAUCUCUAAAGAAAUCUUGCUCCUUCGUUUAUCUUUCAAUAGCAAUGAUAAUGUCACCUUUAAAAUAUGUGGAAUUUUAAGACAAAUUUAACUGUCUUAGGUGUUUUCCAAGAAAAAACCACUGUGUUGAAUGAAGCACCAUUAGUAAUCUUCAUUAUCAGGCAACUUUGCAGACAACAGACGUUUGGCUAACGGGCUGUUUUCUAGACAAUUGGCCUGUCCUGCUUUUCUAAUCCUUUCCCUACUUAUAGAUUUGAGUAGAAAAGGUUUCGAGUAAAGACCUCCUCCAAAGUGGUCUUUCGUGGAUAAGCAGAAAACGAUUUUGAAUCUGACGUCAUUACCAAGUGCUAUCUGGCCAUUACCUUGUGACACCAACAAACUAAGGGGCUUUACGAAGAGACUCUACAACGUUGUGGUUUUGCAUGGAAUUCCCAGUUUUCUAUUUUACACCAUCGCAUUUCAUUCGUGAAAGUUUCAAGUGAUAUUCAAAUGGUUUUUUAGCUUGUUUUGCACCCAUGAACUAGUUUAAGCUCCGUGAAGAUUUUUCCACCGCUAUGGCUUUUCUCAACUAAAAAGCUAUCCAUCUUUGUUCCAGUUCUUGUGUUUAGACCUUCGUUCAAAAGAUUAAUCUGACAGAGAUGCAUCGUUUUUCCUUUGUUAGCGAUAUGAUUUGGAGAAAAACAGAUCAGAAGAAGGUUUAAGGAACUCUUUAUCAAUUAAUCUUGGAUUAGCUGAUCAAUGAACAAAAUCGUCGAUGGAAGUCAAAUUGUAAAGGAUGACGUCAUAACUUGCAAAGACCUUCGAUAUAAAUGACUGUUAAGGCUGGGUCAAAAUGCGUUAUUAGUCGUUUUCGACAUUUCUGCGUGUUUCUAUCUCAAGUGAAUGCAAGUAGAAAGCUUUGGAGAUCCAACGAGUGAACCUUUCCAAGCUGAUUUUGAUAGCAAGUGCUUCGCUUCAUUCAUUGGUGAAAGCGUUGUCUAUUUAAUCUGGAUUUAGUUCUAGAAUGGUAUUAAAUAUGCGAUUUAAACCUGGUUUUAAAAUUUCAAGGAAAACGAAGUUUAAUGGCCUUGGGGCGAUUGGCUGUUUUUAUGUCUGCCUCAACGUGCGUUGACACAAUUCAAUAAUUUAUAAAGAGAGUUUGAAUUCUUUUUUAACUGACAGUACUUUGAAUUGUUAGACGAAUGUCACCCCACCUUCGGUCUGUUUGCCUAGCCCCAUAAAAAUUAUUUUUCUUGUUCCACGCAAAAUUGCUUGUCUUAAAGGUUUUUAAACUCUCAGCACUGGUCUAGAGUUGUCAAGAAACCUUCCAUUUCUACUUCUGUAAGAGAUACCAUUUUGUUUUCCAUGGUAACAGAAAAUCAGAAAAUCUUGUCUUCGAUGCAA
Messenger RNA from Rhopilema esculentum, 10914 nucleotides. RefSeq lists its product as uncharacterized. Gene Ontology annotation, cellular component: centrosome; spindle pole. NCBI's taxonomy places the organism in Eukaryota, Metazoa, Cnidaria, Scyphozoa, Rhizostomeae, Rhizostomatidae. The record is from RefSeq and is a predicted model, not a curated record.